AUCGACACAAUUAAUCGACAAUCCCAACAUCACCACCGCGCCCCGUCUUAAGGAGCGUCCACAGUGUAGCCGAGGCCGGCGCUCGCGCACGAUCCAAAAAUACCACCCGGCCAUCCCGACACGCGGCGUGCCCUGAGCGCAACCCUUUUAAAAACAAAACAAUUCGACCAACCAACUGUUUUUAUUCCAAAUUCGAACAUCACGCUCGUCUUUUGCUGAUUUAAAACUAGUUCUUUUUUUGAACUUCAAAGUGUUGUGCCAGUGGUCUCAUGAGGGGCAUGUCUCCGACUGCCUUGGGGGCCGAUUUGCCCCAGUGGUGUGGUAAGGCUGAAAAUUGCCCCCAAGCCCUCCUCGGAUGGCUGUAUUUGACACACGACCAGAAUGAUCAGUGGCUCCCGGGUUCAGUAUGGGGCCCUCUACCCACUGCGGCGACGUCCACCCAAGCGCCUUCAGACGACACCAGUUCUUUGGCAGAGCAGCUAGCAGCACUGUCGCUACGGCGUCCGCCGCGCCCGCCACCGCCUGCUUAUAUGUGUCACCUUUGCUUUAAUAAGGGACAUUACAUCGGAGACUGUCCUCAGGCCCGUCCCAAAGGCGAGGGUCUGACGCCGUAUCAGGGCAAGAAACGGUGCUUCGGCGAGUACAAGUGUCCCAAGUGCAAGCGCAAGUGGAUGUCUGGGAACUCCUGGGCCAAUAAUGGACAGGAGUGCAUCAAGUGUAGGAUCAACGUGUUUCCACAUAAGCAGAGACCACUUGAGAAGCCAGACGGUCUGGACGUGAGUGACCAGUCCAAGAUCCAUCCACAGCAUCUCUGCCAAAAAUGUCGCUCGCUCGGUUACUAUUGCCGCCGCGAAUAUUAAUUCGAAGAUGCACCAUACUAAUGUGCUGGAGUAUAUUAAAACAAAAUCGUCUACAUUUUUGCUAUAAAUCACAGAAUAAAUAAUUAAACGAAUUGCUUGACGAGGUGUGCCUGUACUUACCUAUGACAAACUUGACUUUAACCAACUUAAGCUGACCACUGACUAACAGGGCGCCGGACAUUAUCGGCCUGUCAGUUAGAACAAAAAUUUGACAGUUCCGAACCGGCCGAUAUCGUCCAGUGGACUGUUAGUCAGUGGUCGGCUUUAGAAGAUAUACACCAAACGGAGAAGCAAUGUCUGUAAUUUUCGCUACAAAAUAGUCUGCCGAAAUUUGCGGGGGAGGGGCACGUCAAAUGUAUACGUAACGUAAAAAUAGCUAAAUCAGAUAAACGUCUGUCCAUACAAUGUGUAUGACCAUUGGCCGCCUAUUUUCAACAGAGGGAAACUCCUGUUAAUGGCUAAUAAGUUUGUUUGGUUAUAUCGUUUAACCAACCAAUGACUGUGUUGCUCCAAAGAAUUAUGGUUCUUACCUAAUACCAAUAGAUUUGCACAGAUGAGAUACCAAACGAAACGAUCGACCGUUAUUAUAUUUAGGAAUAUUUUAUAAUGGUUUUGAAACAUUUAAUUGUAUAUUUCGUAUAUUGCUUGUUAUGGGUGUACGAUUACUAGCUUAGAGCUUAAUUUUACAUGGUAAUAUUAUUUUAUAGAUUUUGAUAAAGAUUUAUUUUAUCAAUUUACUUAUAUCAUAAAUAUUCUUGAAAAUUCGUUAGACAUUAAAUACUUUUGUUUCUAAAUGAAACAUUACUGAAUCGCGAUUAGAAAGGGAUUGAGAUAGCUGUCAAUUCAUAUUGAUU
Messenger RNA from Cydia fagiglandana, 1714 nucleotides. RefSeq names its product zinc finger CCHC domain-containing protein 24-like. Gene Ontology annotation, molecular function: nucleic acid binding; zinc ion binding. The coding region runs from base 270 to 860 and encodes 196 amino acids. Lineage: Eukaryota; Metazoa; Arthropoda; Insecta; Lepidoptera; Tortricidae. The transcript has 4 exons. The record is from RefSeq and is a predicted model, not a curated record.